Oppia nitens is the source of this 677-nucleotide messenger RNA. RefSeq lists its product as uncharacterized. The record is from RefSeq and is a predicted model, not a curated record. The transcript has a single exon. Lineage: Eukaryota; Metazoa; Arthropoda; Arachnida; Sarcoptiformes; Oppiidae. The coding region runs from base 121 to 471 and encodes 116 amino acids. Gene Ontology annotation, molecular function: protein binding.
UUAAAUAAUAUCUCAAAAUGUUUACCAAUUAAUGACAUGUAAUGUCAAACAUUAACCACAAUUUGGUUACCAUUUGUUUGUAUUAAUCAUUUGAAUCAAUUGAUUGGAAAUGUUUUAGUGAUGAUUAUCGAUGAUUACACUAUGAAUUCAAAUCCCGAAACAGAUAUCAACAAAGUAUUAAACUUUUGGUUUGGCUGUAAAUCAGAUAAAGACUAUCUUCAGCCCAAAUGUUUUUGGUACGCAAGCAGUCCAUCGGAUGACCAAUUAGUGUCACAACAUUUGGCCAAAUACUAUGAAUUGGCCACAAAUGGACAGUUGGAUAACUGGAUCAACUUUGGAUCUGACGGAGCUUUGGCACUGAUUUUACUUUUGGAUCAAACGCCCAGAAAUAUCUAUCGUAACCGACCCGAGGCUUUUAUGACAGACUCAAUGGCAUUAUCAGUGGCCAAGAGAGCCGUAGAGAACGGUUAGGACAAGAGUUUGCCCGAUAUAUGCAAGAGAUAUAUGUAUUCACCAUUCAAUCACUCGGAGAACUUGUCUGACCAGAAGAUGUCUCUCAAACUGUUUUCACAAUUGGCCGAUAAAUCACACUUAUAUUGGGCCCAAAAAUAUCAUGACCUGAUUGCCGAGUUUGGCCGCUUUCCGCACAGGGAUCACAUCAUUGGUAGACAUCAAUC